CAUCACCGAUCUAAUCAAACGUGUGUGUAUCUGAAGACAAAGUCUGACAUCAAUCUCGUCUCAUUUGUUUAAUAAUCUCAACUUUGAUGCUAACCACAAAAACACAACACAACUCGCUCCAUUUCAGUCGGCAAACUUUGAUGCUAACCACAGAAACACAACACAACUCGCUCCAUUUCAGUCGGCAACUCUGGAAAAAGUCAAAUCAUUCCGGAAAAAACAAUAAUUAAACUUUUUUUUUUCUCUAGACUUAGGACCUGAGAUAGAUCACGUUGCAUCUGAAAAUAUUUUCAUUCAUUAGAGAGAAAAAACAAGAAAGUGUUCGUUGAAUCUGUUGAAAGUGGUGACUUGAUUUGAUUUAUUCACAUAACCAAUUUAUCAUCUCUCCGAUCUUUCAAUGGAUUCUGACUUCUGGACCUCGCGUCUUGCUGCCGCUAAACGCCAAUACACGCUUCAGCAUCACCAUCCAAAUUCUCACUUAGAUCGGUUGGGAAUCGAUGAUUUUGAUGUGGAAGAAGAGGUGAGACCUGAUUUUCCUUGCCCGUAUUGUUAUGAAGACUUUGACAUCGCGUCUUUGUCUUCUCAUCUUGAAGAUGAACAUUCUUGUGAAUCAAGAGUCACGAUUUGUCCUAUAUGCUCCGUUAAAGUUGCACGGGACAUGUUAAAUCACAUAACGCUGCAACAUGGGCAUUUAUUUAAGUUACAGAGAAGGCGCAGGUUAAGAAGAGUCGCUAUUCCAAACAGUCAGACAUUGUCACUUUUGGGUCGAGAUCUUCGUGAGGCUCAUCUACAGGUGCUUCUUGGUGGUGGUGGUGGAUAUCGGUCAAACAGUGCAGCAGUGUCUAAUGCUGCUGCUACUGAUCCAUUCCUAUCCUCAUUUAUUUUGAAUUUCCCUGCUUGUGAAGCAGAAGAAAUUUCAAAAUCUGUGGUAACAAGUGCUGACGAUUCUUCUUCCAAAAAUGCAACACCUGUGCAUAUUUGGAAAUCAAGUUUUGAUCCCUCCUUGAGUACUGAAGAGCGCGAGAAAAGGAUGAGACAAGCUGCUGGGAGAUCUGGUUUUGUGCAGGACCUGUUUCUUUCAACUUUGUUAGGCGAAUAAUGGAAGCUGUAAGGUGCUUACAGAAGAAUAAUCAAAAUGAGAUCCAUGGUUAAGGAUCUUGAAUGAAGGAUUAUACCUCUAGUGGGAUUCAGUGGUUAUUUGACAAUCCAUGUUAUAGCCUAAUUUUGGUAUAUUGUCACAGCUGCACCUUUGACAUAUAGUGCUGAAUCUGAUCAUAGUUAUCCUUUUAUCCCACCCUUGUAAGUUGUAAGCAUCUUCACUGGAGAUGUACUACUCUCUGAAAAACAAGAAGUUUUCUAGCUUAAGAAAUGACCUAUUUUGCUAUAUUGGCGUAUGUUGAUUCCCUGGACUCAGAACACUAGGACCUUAUGCUCCCUUUCAAGUGGAAUCUGAUGAAGAAGUUGGGAAUUUCUCUUUUAGAUAGAUUGAAAAAAAAAACCAACUAAUGUAUCGAAAACUACUUUUCUAUGCACAAUAAAUAUGUAUUUAGAUUAUUUUAUUU
Glycine soja is the source of this 1562-nucleotide messenger RNA. Its product is annotated as protein DEHYDRATION-INDUCED 19-like. The coding region runs from base 398 to 1099 and encodes 233 amino acids. NCBI's taxonomy places the organism in Eukaryota, Viridiplantae, Streptophyta, Magnoliopsida, Fabales, Fabaceae. The record is from RefSeq and is a predicted model, not a curated record. The transcript has 5 exons.